Messenger RNA from Boleophthalmus pectinirostris (great blue-spotted mudskipper), 1793 nucleotides. RefSeq names its product carboxypeptidase vitellogenic like (gene cpvl). Gene Ontology annotation, molecular function: serine-type carboxypeptidase activity. Gene Ontology annotation, biological process: proteolysis. The record is from RefSeq and is a predicted model, not a curated record. Lineage: Eukaryota; Metazoa; Chordata; Actinopteri; Gobiiformes; Gobiidae. The transcript has 13 exons. The coding region runs from base 97 to 1539 and encodes 480 amino acids.
GACAGAACACAUGAUCACUGAGACUGACCACGUGAUUUUUCUCCCACUCUGUUCGCAACAACAACUUAGGACCAUUUAACCAGGACCACCACGAAAAUGGGGAUUCUUAAAGAAACUCUUGGCUUCCUGUUACUUUAUCUUUUUUCAAUUGAGGCUGCACACGCCAGGAGCUGCUCCACUUUUUUCUGCCACAAAUAUCAUCACCGCGUUAGCCGCCCCAGCGGAGUGGACCCGGGCUCACCGCUUUUCCUCACUCCCUACCUGGAGAAGGGCGCCAUAGAUGAAGCCAGAAAACUGAGUCUGGUUGGCAAACUGCCCGGUGACAACGUGAAGAGCUAUGCUGGCUAUUUCACAGUCAACAAGGAGUACAACAGCAACCUCUUCUUUUGGUUUGUCCCUGCACUUAUGGCAAACCGGGACAAGGCUCCUGUUCUGCUGUGGCUACAGGGGGGCCCCGGGGGCACUUCACUUUUUGGCCUGUUUGUAGAACACGGCCCAUAUGUGGUCUAUAAGAACAUGACUGUGGGGAUGAGGGACUAUGCUUGGACAUCCAGAUAUUCGGUGCUGUACAUCGACAAUCCGGUUGGCACAGGAUUCAGCUUCACAGAUGACGACAGAGGUUUUGCUCAGAAUCAAGACGAUGUUGGCCGUGAUCUAUAUAAUGCUCUCACACAGUUCUUCCAGAUGUUCCCAGAAUACCAAGACAAUGAAUUUUAUGCAACUGGAGAGUCCUAUGCUGGAAAAUAUGUCCCAGCUGUGUCCUAUUACAUCCAUAAAAACAAUCCCUCUGCCAAAAUUAAGAUUAAUUUCAAGGGGAUGGCUAUUGGUGAUGGACUGUGCGAUCCUGAAUUGAUGCUGGGUGGCUACGGCGAGUUCUUGUAUCAAACAGGAAUGAUUGAUGAACUACAAAAGGAGUAUGUGAACCAGCAGACUGACCUGGGAGUACAGCUCAUCCAGCAGGAAAAAUGGAUUGACGCAUUCAAAGUUUUUGAUAAACUAUUGAAUGGCGAUCUAGACCCAUAUCCAUCCUUUUUCCAAAACGCUACAGGCUGCACCAACUACUUCAACUACAUGACAUGUUUGGAGCCAGAGGACCAGGAGUACUUUGGAGAGUUUGUGACUCUCCCUUCAGUGCGGAGUGCCAUACAUGUGGGUAACCUGACUUUUCAUGAUGGUUCAGAGGUGGAGAAACAUCUGAUGCAGGAUGUCAUGAAGAGCAUCAAGCCUUGGCUGGGAGUGCUCAUGGACAACUAUAGGGUGUUGAUCUACAGUGGUCAGCUGGAUGUGAUUGUAGCCGCUCCCCUCACAGAGAGGUUUCUGCCCACUGUGAACUGGAGCAGAGCAGCAGAGUACAAAAAGGCCCCACGCUUCCCCUGGAAGAUUCAGCCCAGCGACACAGAGGUGGCAGGUUACGUUCGACAAGUGGGAGAGUUUUUCCAGGUCAUCAUUCGAGGAGGCGGGCACAUUUUGCCCUAUGACCAGCCAGAACGUUCCUUUGACAUGAUUGACAGGUUUCUUUCCACUCUUGGCUGGGUAUAAACAUACAUUUCCUGUAAUUUAUCAGAAACCUGUUCAUUUUAACAGAUCAAAGAAAUAAUGACCACUCUUGACAGUAUUGAUUUUAAAAAUGUAAAUCAUCAAUUAUCAUUUCUAACAGACACAAUGCAUGACUGCUUAACUGUUGUUUGGGAGCUGGGACAAUGAGGGAAAGUUAUUUAUCAAAUUAAUAAUGUUCAAAUGAAAUACUUGAAACUAUUUUUUUUUUUUAAAAUAAAGAGUUUAAAAGCCAAAAA